UCCACCGUGUAAGCGUCUCCCUGCGUUCCGAGCGGUGAACUUUCGCGCACAGCGUCGUCCACCAACGUGUAGAUCGCGAUCGACGGGUGUCGUUGAUCGCGACACGGUCUCGAUUCGUCCCGAUGCAAAGGCCAAAGUGAAAACCGUGAACAAGGAUGAGGACAAUUCCGUGCAUCGACCAAUUCGGCGCGUAAAUCGAGACUAAAUUGGGAAACCAUGCGGAUGUGCUUGAUUCUGAUCCUUUGCGCCACAGGCAGUGAAAAGGCGGAGGGAAAAAAUGCUCGAUGCUUGAUUUCUUUCAGAGGGAAAGUAAAUUCACCGGUAAAGUGCAUAUCUGCUGCCGUGGUACGACCUUAUAAUGUCAGUAUUAGUUCACCAGUUGCGAACCAGUCGAGAAUCGGCCGACAGAAUGAAGCUAUAAAACGUUUCGCCUGCCCCAUCGGGUUCUUCCGAUUGAAAAGAUAUUGCUAUUAUCUAAGCGCAGGCACGGCGCCCUGGAGGGACGCCCAUUUUCACUGUAAAGACAGAAAUGCCACCCUGGCAAUUCUCGACAGAAAUGGGAAAGACAGAAUGCUGAGAAAAUACUUGAUGGGCGAUCAAUUUACGAAAUUAGAGAGAUGGAUCGGUGGUAUAUACAACUGGCAAAAAAUGGUAUGGGAGUGGGGCGUGACCGGUGAAAAAAUGGCUUUCCAAAAUUUCGGUAAGCCUCAAACCAGCCGGUCGAACCAGCAGUAUGCAUGGCAUUGCAUUACGAUCGAUCCAACCCUAAAAUAUAAAUGGAAUCCACGAAGCUGCGUCGAACGAAAACAUUUUGUUUGCGAAGUACCAGCAGGUCGUGUAGCCAGAAGACGUAAGAAGACUACGGACGACCCGUUCGCGCCGCAAAACCAAAGAUUAAAGCCCAGAAAGAAGGGCAAGAAAUAUACGAAAGAGCCGCGAAAACCAGGCAAACAGAACAAACAGAAUAAGCAACGACCAGCAUGGAGAAGACAUUGGGCGGAACAAAAUGCGAACGAUUGGUCGCAUGGUGUGAAUAUGGGUUCGAGGCCACCCUACAACAACAGAACGAUGUAUUCGAAGAAUCGAAUGCGACAUCAUCCGAACAGAACUCAACAACAUUACCCUCAACGAAGGAUCGAACAGAUCCUGCCUCCAGGACAAGGAUAUCAUGUUUUUCAGGGUGACGGACCUAAUCAAGGCCCGCAAAGUUUAACGGAUGUAAACAAGGUUUUAUACCAAUUCUCUGGCAAAAUGAACGACAUAGCGAGCGAAGAAGUCCUCCGAAAACCAUGAAAAAUUUAUGUAACUCUUUAUUUGAUAGCUUUAAAUAUUAGCCUCCUGAAAUCUAUCUCGUUCGCCUACGUUUCGACCGUGUAUAAAUUUUGUAACGCAAGAUAUAUUUUAAAUACAUUCUGUAUUAUUUGAAAUAGCUUCUAAGUUUGGAGAUUCGUGACUAUUAUUAGAAACUUUUAUUUAACUUAUCGAAUAAAGAGUUAAUCUUUAAGCAUUUGUACGCGUUGCUUCCAACAGUUCGGAUACCGUUUACAUUAUGUUGAAACCGAACACAGACUGAAAUAAUUUAUUCAUUUAAUAUCGGCGAAACACAGUCUCUCAUGUUCCUCUGUCUGAAUAGGUGUUAGAUUCUUGACGAUAUUGUCUUAGUUAGCAACAUUACCUCGAAUCGGUAGAUUAAGAAUUUUAACAUUGGUGUAUCGUAUAACGAAGAGUGUUCAAACUUCAUCGAAAAUUAAUUUUUAGUAUAUCUUUUUAUUUACGUGAUUAUUGUAAUUCUCGAAUCCGAUUUUCGCUUAUUGCUAAGUGUACGACAUUCGAAGGCAUUUAUAAGAAGAAACACGAUUCAUGCAAAACGAAAUUAAACGUGAUUAAAUUCUUUUUUAAUGAAUACCUUUGAUUAUUUAACGCGAACAAGUCUUUUGCAAUGUUUGUUUCGCGUGAUAAAUAAAUGUUUAGAAUAACAGUGCAAUCAUUGUAGCACGUUGUAUAUCACAAAUAGUCAAACUGCUAAAGAAUCAUUACUUGUAUCUCGAUUAUACUUCAAUUCUCACGUUAUUUAAAAAAAUAAUAUCUUUAUAUAGCAUAUUUCUCUGCCAAUGAAAAAAUGUAUUGAUUGCAUAUCAAUAUUACUCGAAAAAUCAGAAUUAUAUAUAUAUAUUCGAGGUCUACAAACGUUAUUAUUUAGUACGCGUUAUUAAUGUACCGACCAGUUUGAAGAUUUUUAUUUUUUAUGUUUUAAUUUAAUGAUAUUGUGUAGAUAAGUAAAAUAGAAUAUAACUUUUUUACUACUAAACCGUUUCAGGAUUCAAGUUAAUGAAACUAUGUUUUAAUUGUAAUCCAAAUGUUUCUAAAAUAUUGUGCGAUGUGCUUAAAUAUCGAUAUAUAUGUAGAAAAUCGUACUCGAAUUUAUGUAGAAACUAAUCUUGUAUGUGUAAUAUGGUCUCAACGUAACAGAGGCUUUAUCUACUAUUAAAUUGUAUUGUAUUAGGCAAUACCAAUCAGAAACGUUAAUCAAGUAAACUUAUUGACAGCACUGAUUAAUGAACUGUUUUGCACCAUUUCGUUUGUAAAUACGCUAAUACAAAAAUCAUUUACACCUACAUUCUGUAUUUAACGACAAUGUACAUUACAUCAAUAAAAAGUAUCUGA
This is a messenger RNA of Colletes gigas, 2664 nucleotides long. RefSeq lists its product as uncharacterized. The transcript is spliced from 6 exons. NCBI's taxonomy places the organism in Eukaryota, Metazoa, Arthropoda, Insecta, Hymenoptera, Colletidae. Bases 217 to 1293 code for a protein of 358 amino acids. The record is from RefSeq and is a predicted model, not a curated record.